Rangifer tarandus platyrhynchus (Svalbard reindeer) is the source of this 1479-nucleotide messenger RNA. The record is from the annotation of a GenBank genome assembly. NCBI's taxonomy places the organism in Eukaryota, Metazoa, Chordata, Mammalia, Artiodactyla, Cervidae.
AUGACCGCCCCUGGGACCAAUGCAUCAUCCUCCCAGGCCUCCAACCCACUGAACAGCCCAGUGACCAUCCCGGCGGUGAUGUUCAUCUUCGGGGUGGUGGGCAACCUGGUGGCCAUCGUGGUGCUCUGCAAGUCGCGCAAAGAGCAGAAGGAGACGACUUUCUACACCCUGGUAUGCGGGCUGGCCGUCACCGACCUGCUGGGCACGUUGCUGGUGAGCCCGGUGACCAUCGCCACCUACUUGAAGGGCCAGUGGCCCGGGGGCCACGCGUUGUGCGAGUACAGCACCUUCAUCCUGCUCUUCUUCGGUCUGUCGGGGCUCAGCAUCAUCUGCGCGAUGAGUAUCGAGCGCUACCUGGCCAUCAACCACGCCUACUUCUACAGCCACUACGUGGACAAGCGGCUGGCCGGGCUCACGCUCUUCGCGGUCUACGCGUCCAACGUGCUCUUCUGCGCGCUGCCCAGCAUGGGCCUGGGCAGUUCGCGACUGCAGUACCCGGCCACCUGGUGCUUCAUCGACUGGACCACCAACGUGACGGCGCACGCCGCCUUCUCCUACAUGUAUGCGGGCUUCAGUUCCUUCCUCAUCCUCGCCACCGUCCUCUGCAACGUGCUCGUGUGCGGCGCGCUGCUCCGCAUGCACCGCCAGUUCAUGCGCCGCACCUCGCUGGGCACCGAGCAGCAACACCACGCGGCCGCCGCCGCCGUCGCCUUGGCCCCGACCGCCUGCCGGGCUUCCCCGGCCGCCUCCUCCCCCGCCCUGCCGCGCCUCAGCGACUUUCGCCGCCGCCGGAGCUUCCGCCGCAUCGCGGGCGCGGAGAUCCAGAUGGUCAUCUUACUCAUCGCCACCUCCCUGGUGGUGCUCAUCUGCUCCAUCCCGCUUGUGGUGCGGGUGUUCGUCAACCAGUUAUAUCGGCCACAAUUGGAGCCAGUCAUCAGCAAAAACCCGGAUUUGCAGGCCAUCCGAAUUGCUUCUGUGAACCCCAUCCUGGACCCCUGGAUAUACAUCCUCCUGCGGAAGACAGUGCUCAGUAAAGCCAUAGAGAAGAUCAAAUGCCUCUUCUGCCGCAUCGGCGGGUCGCGCAGGGAGCGCUCGGGGCCGCACUGCUCAGACAGCAGAAGGACGUCCUCCGCCGUGUCGGGCCACUCCCGCUCCUUCCUCUCCCGGGAGCUGAAGGAGAUCAGCAGCACGUCGCAGACCCUCCUGUACACGCCGGAACUCAGCGAAAACGGCCUCGGGGGCGGCAGGAACCUGCUGCCAGGCGUGCCCGGCGUGGGCCUGACCCAGCUAGACAGCACGUCGCUCAGGACUCUGCGGGUAUCGGAGACCUCAGACUCCUCCCAGGGGCAGGACUCGGAGAGCUUCUUACUGGUGGACGAGGUUGGCGGGAGCUGCAGGGCUGGGCCCGCCCCCAAGGGGAGCUCCCUGCAAGUCACGUUUCCCAAUGAAACGCUGAACUUAUCCGAAAAAUGUAUAUAG